This is a messenger RNA of Mugil cephalus (flathead mullet), 3237 nucleotides long. RefSeq lists its product as uncharacterized. The coding region runs from base 54 to 2786 and encodes 910 amino acids. Lineage: Eukaryota; Metazoa; Chordata; Actinopteri; Mugiliformes; Mugilidae. Gene Ontology annotation, molecular function: calcium ion binding; serine-type endopeptidase activity. Gene Ontology annotation, biological process: proteolysis. The transcript has 18 exons. Gene Ontology annotation, cellular component: extracellular region. The record is from RefSeq and is a predicted model, not a curated record.
GGGUCAGUGUUUGUUUCAGAGAGUUUCUGAACUUUGAUCAGAUCAGAACAAACAUGGCGUCCGUCAGCAGAGAAACUAAGUGGCUCUCCUUCUUAAUACUCAUCAGUGCUUCUUUCCCAGCAUGCACCGGGUUCACUGGAGUGUCCCAUGAAGGAAGCGUGUUCGUAGACCGUCCUGACGCCAACGUUUUCCUGCGCCGCAGUCGUCGGGCCAACUUCCUGCUGGAGGAGCUGAAACAAGGAAACCUGGAGCGAGAGUGCUACGAGGAGAAGUGUUCGUACGAGGAGGCCCGGGAGAUCUUCGCUCUGCCUCAACAGCUGGAGAACUUCUGGAGGACCUACACAGCUGUGGAUCGCUGCCUGUCGUCUCCCUGUCAGAACGGCGCCACCUGUACUCGCCACGUCGACACCUACACAUGCAAAUGUCCACCAAGGUUUCAUGGACUCAACUGUGACAGAGUGCGCUCCACGUCCAACGGCUGCCGCUACAAGAACGGAGGAUGUGAACACUUCUGCAGGGAGCGUCCCGAUCGCUCCCACAGCUGCUUCUGUGCCCCAGGCUACGCUCUGGACGGGGACAACAGCACCUGCCUGCCCCAAGAUGGAGUCGUCUGUGGAAGACCGCUGGUCCACUUUGCCCCAAGGGUUGUUAACGGGCAGAUCUGCCCCAAAGGCCACUGUCCGUGGCAGGCGCUGCUGACUGAACACAACACCUUCACCUGUGGUGCCAUCGUCCUGACGGAUCAGUGGGUGCUAACAGCGGCUCACUGCGUUUGGCUCAAACCUAUCGCCAUCUUCCACAUCACCGUGGGAGAACACGACCUGAAGGAGGACGAGAAGACGGAGCAGAAGCGACGGGUCCUGAAGGUCGUGAUCCACCCCGGCUACAACCAGUCCACGUCCGACAGCGACCUAGCGCUGCUGAAGAUCCACCGCCCCGUCAAACUGGGGCGCCACGUGGUCCCCAUCUGCCUCCCGGCCCGGAACAGCACCUUCAUCCGGACGCUCGCCACCGUCCGCCACUCCACCGUGUCCGGCUGGGGCCGCCUGGCCCAGUCCGGCCCCCCCGCCAGGUUCCUGCAGCGCCUGGAGCUACCGAGGGUUCCGCUGCAGGAGUGCCGCCUCCACACGCAGCUCAACAUCACCAGGAACAUGGUCUGCGCCGGGUACAGGACUGGAGGCCGGGACGCCUGCGAGGGCGACAGCGGCGGUCCUCUGGUCACCCGCUACAAGAAAACCUGGUUCCUGACGGGCGUGGUGAGCUGGGGCAAGGGCUGCGCCAAAGAAAACAUGUAUGGCAUCUACACCAAGGUCAGCAACUUCCUGGGCUGGAUGGAGGUCGUCAUGUUUCAUUUGUUUGGAUUCUCUAACGGUGGUGGGGGACAGGACGCUGGGGGACGGACUUUGAAACCUUCAUGUCCUCAAACAAGCAGCAGAUCCUCUGAUGAAGCAACAAUGUGGCUGAGAGUCUUCGUCACCUUCGUCUUCGGCCUCAGCGGCUGCCACUCGGCUUCAGUCUUCCUGGAUCCGGAGCGAGCUCAUGGGGUCCUGGUCCGGACUCGGCGCUUUAACUCGGGCUGGUUCGAGGAGCUGCAGGCGGGCGACCUGAAGAGGGAGUGUCUGGAGGAGAAGUGCUCGUACGAGGAGGCCAGGGAGGUUUUCGAGCACACGGAGCUCACGGACGAAUUCUGGAAUAUGUACAACAUCCCAGAGACCUGUAAGUCCAACCCCUGUCAGAACGGAGGCAGCUGCUCGGCUCAGGCGUCGUCCUACACCUGCCUCUGUCCGCCGCAGUUCAUCGGACUCAACUGUGAACUCGAGACGCUGGCCGAACCCAAGACGUGUCUGCUGGAGAACGGAGGCUGUCAACAUUUCUGUGAAGAAGACGAGGAAGGACAAAGACUCAACUGCUCGUGUGCAGACGGCUACUUCCUGGACGGCAACGGACGCAACUGCACCGCACAAGAGGAGCUAGCGUGCGGCAUGGUGCCCGUCCUGAAGGGUGUAAAGAAAGACGAGCACCUCCGGAUCGUGGGAGGAACCGUGUGUCCGAAAGGAGAAUGCCCCUGGCAGGUUCUGCUGGUGUACAAAGGAAAGGGGUUCUGUGGGGGAGUGAUUUAUAAACCCACCUGGAUCAUCACGGCCUCACACUGCCUGGAAAACACAGACGUAAACUUCCUGAAAGUGGUCGCAGGUGAACACAACACUGAGGUGUCUGAGGGGACGGAGCAGGAGAUCCAGGUCGUCCAGAUCCUGAUGCACCAGGACUACGUGCCGACCACGGCCGACAACGACAUCGCCCUCCUCCGCCUGGCGUCGCCCAUUGCCUACACGCCUUACGCCCUCCCCGCCUGCCUACCCACGAGGCCUCUGGCCAACCGCGAGCUGUGGGCGGUGCGCUUUCACACCGUUAGCGGCUGGGGUAGGCGCAGCGAGAACGGGCCGACCUCGCACCUCCUCCGCCGCCUCAAGGUGCCCCGGAUCCGGACCCAGGACUGUGUGGAGCAGAGUCAGGUGACGCUCACCCACAACAUGUUCUGCGCCGGGUACAUUGAAGGCCGGGAGGACUCGUGUAAGGGGGACAGCGGUGGGCCCCUGGUGACGGACUACAAGGGGACGGUGUUCCUGCUGGGCAUCGUGAGCUGGGGCAAAGGCUGCGCCCGGCCGGGUAACUACGGCAUCUACACCCGAGUGUCCAACUACCUGGAGUGGAUCCACAACAGGACGGCAACACCGGCACACCUGCAGAACACAACCCAGGGCUCAGAGCACAACCUGACCACCUGAGUCUAACCUAGCCUAGCUUAGCCUAAUUUAGCAUGAAAGAUUCACUGUCUGGUUUCAUUUAAACAGACAGGAUCGGGUUCUGUUUCUCUCUGUGUAACUGGAUAAAAAAACCUUAAAGUGUGGCUUAGCCUAGCCUAGCCUAGCCUAGCCUAGAUUAGACUAGCUUUGUAUACCAGAUAACCGUUCACUGUUUGGUUUGAUUUAAACUGUAAUUUAAACUGAAAAAUAUUUCGAAAUACUUUGAGUAGUUUUAAUGUGUAGCUUAGCUUAGCUUAGCAUGUAAAAUAAUGUAUUAUUUGGUUUGAUUAAAACUGAUGUAACUGAAUAAAAACACGUGGAAACAUUUUGAGUAGGAGUAUUUACACUUAAUGUAACUUUAUGUGUAGCUUAGUUUAACUUAGCAUAAUCUAUUGUAGCUUACUACAGUAUAGAAUAAAAACACAUGAAACAC